AUGUCCUUCGCGAUGCUGCGCUCGGCACCGCCCGGCCGCUACCUGUACCCCGAGGUGAGCCCGCUGUCGGAGGACGAGGACCGCGGCAGCGAGAGUUCGGGCUCCGACGAGAAGCCCUGCCGCGUGCACGCGGCGCGCUGCGGCCUCCAGGGCGCCCGGAGACGGGCCGGGGGCCGGCGGGCGGGGGGCGGCGGCCCGGGGCCUGGGGGGAGGCCGGGCCGCGAGCCCCGACAGCGGCACACGGCGAACGCGCGCGAGCGGGACCGGACGAACAGCGUGAACACGGCCUUCACGGCGCUGCGCACGCUCAUCCCCACCGAGCCGGCCGACCGCAAGCUCUCCAAGAUCGAGACCCUGCGCCUGGCCUCCAGCUACAUCUCGCACCUGGGCAACGUGCUGCUGGUGGGUGAGGCCUGCGGCGACGGGCAACCCUGCCACUCGGGGCCCGCCUUCUUCCACGCGGCGCGCUCUGGCAGCCCUCCACCCCCGCCGCCCCCGCCCCCCGCCCGCGACGGCGAGAACGCCCAGCCCAAACAGAUCUGCACCUUCUGCCUCAGCAACCAAAGAAAGUUGAGCAAGGACCGAGACAGAAAGACGGCGAUUCGGAGUUAGAGGCGGAUGCUGCUGGGCCAUCCACGGAGAGCCCCCAUGGACCUGACUCGGGCACAGGCCUCCCUGAGGGCACCCCCCCAGGCCAGCCCUGCCCCGGCUGUGAGCGGGGCCGAUGGACAGACAGGCGGUGGGACUCGGAGCUGGCCCAGCACUUGCCCAGCCCCACUGGAACUUUCCGUGCUGGCUCCCAACCUGGUUUUCUUCUGGUCACUAUGUGCUGGCAUCUUGUGUCUUUGAUAUGAUAAUAUAAAG
This is a messenger RNA of Kogia breviceps (pygmy sperm whale), 864 nucleotides long. RefSeq names its product scleraxis bHLH transcription factor (gene SCX). Lineage: Eukaryota; Metazoa; Chordata; Mammalia; Artiodactyla; Physeteridae. Gene Ontology annotation, biological process: developmental process; regulation of transcription by RNA polymerase II. Gene Ontology annotation, molecular function: DNA-binding transcription factor activity, RNA polymerase II-specific; RNA polymerase II transcription regulatory region sequence-specific DNA binding; protein dimerization activity. The record is from RefSeq and is a predicted model, not a curated record.